Mizuhopecten yessoensis (Yesso scallop) is the source of this 6344-nucleotide messenger RNA. RefSeq names its product myc box-dependent-interacting protein 1-like. Gene Ontology annotation, molecular function: phospholipid binding; protein binding. The record is from RefSeq and is a predicted model, not a curated record. The transcript has 14 exons. NCBI's taxonomy places the organism in Eukaryota, Metazoa, Mollusca, Bivalvia, Pectinida, Pectinidae. The coding region runs from base 25 to 1695 and encodes 556 amino acids. Gene Ontology annotation, cellular component: plasma membrane; cytoplasm.
ACAAGGAUAGCAUGAAAAAUCAACAUGGCAGAGCACAGUAAAGGAGGCAUUUUCACGAAAGCGCAAAAAACUUUAACUCGUACAAAAGCUAAGGUCCUACAGAAUCUUGGAAAAGCUGGAAAAACAUCAGAUGAAAAGUUAGAUGAAUAUGUCCACAAACUCGACAAACAGCAGGAAACUGCAAACAAAUUCCAGAAGGAACUGCGCACCUACAUAAAUGCUGCCAAAGCAAUGCAGAAUGCGUCGCGGUCCCUGUUUGCCACAAUACAGGAGACCUAUGAGGAGGAAUGGGAAGGUGGCAGCAAAAUACAUGAAAAUCUUCAGUCCAUGGAGUUGAUGUGGGCAGACUUCAUCCAAAACCUUCAGGAAAGAGUUCAGGAACCGAUGGCAACCUACACAAGUCAUAUAAUACCCCUCAAGACACGAAUAGCUAAACGAGGACGUAAGAUGGUCGACUACGAUAACGCAAGACACAAUUUGGAUGUCGUGCAGAAUGCAAAGAAAAAAGAUGAAAACAAAAUUGCCAAGGCAAAGGACGAUGCUGAACAGGCAAAGAUGAUCUACACUGAGAUGAAUGACUAUCUCCAUGCCGACCUCCCAGAGUUCUACAACAGUCGUGUUAGUAUGUAUGGUUCAAUAUUUGAAAAACUCUUCGGCACAGAAAGUGUGUUCCACUCUGAGCUUGGAAAGUUAUCUGAUGACGUAAGUGACAUCUCAAAACAUUUAGCGAGUGAGAACCAGUUUUCCUACAGACCACGCCCCAUCAGCAAGGCUUUGUCACAUGAAAACACACAUGUAGUGAAUGGAGAGAAUGGCGACCAUACUAACGGCAACAGUGGAUACGAGUCGUCCAGCCCAGUAAGCACACCCACACGACCAUCACAGCCUCCAAUGUUAAACGGCCAUGAGGAAGACGAAGGGCAUCAUUCAUCGCCGGAAAGCCCAGUGUACCAGAAUAACAUGUCCUUCCAAGAAACUGUGCCCCUGUCCCCGCCCCAGAUCGACAAUAAACCAGAGGAAGAAAUAGUGACUCCACCCCAAGUAGAAAGUCAGCCUCCACAGCCAGUUGUUGCAGAGCAGACCACUAACACUCAGGAGCAGAAAGAGACCGAGGAAACCAAAGACACGAACGAAGAAGCAUCCACCUCUCAGGAAACACCCACCACCAAAGACACAUCCUCUCAGGAGAUACCAGAUAAGGAACCUGUCAUUGAUGCUCCUGACUAUCCUCCACCAGCUGUCCCCCUAAACCUCCCUCCCACCAGCGACUCGCCUGUGAUGCAGAUGAAGGAGGAGGAGUCGUUACCUACGGAGGAGCCAGAGCCUAAGGCAGGGGGUCCAGAACCUGAGGCAGAGGAAGCACCAAUAUACGAUAUUGUCCCGUCACCCGCAGAAACAAAACAAACAGAGGUAGAGGACACAAGUAAAUUCGACGAUGACAAUUUGUACGAAGUGCCAAAGUCCAAUGCACCAGUGGUAGAGAAACUACCCGAGGGAACUCUGUAUAUGGUUGUGACCACUCAUUCCUACACCAAGGAGGAUGAAGACGAACUAAGCUUUGAGAAAGGUGAUGUGAUAUAUGUGAUGGAAUACGAUGGCACGGAGGAUUUGGAUGAUGGGUGGUUGAUGGGUGUGAAGAAGUUGACAGGUGUCAAGGGUGUCUUCCCAGAAAACUUCACGAAGCGUGAAAACUGAAACCAAACUUACUAACAGGGUUCUAAUUGGCCAGUUGACCGGUGUCGGGAGAAAGUUUUAUAGUUUGGGAUGUCCCGAAAAAGGAAGUUUGAAGCUGAAGUAUUCACUCAGAAUAUCUGCUUUUGAUCAGCUUUGUGCUACAUUGAGUCAAAUACUUACUUGUGUUCAACAGUUGCUUUGAGAAAGAAAUGUUCGUUCGAGAACAGUGAACACUGUUCGUACCGAUCAAACAAAAAAUACCAUAUAGUAUAUUCUGAGUAUGGUACUCGGCUACUCCCUCCAGGCAGGAACGCACUGGACAAAAUAGAUUCUCCUCCCGUUGAUUCAUGUUUAUGUUUGGAUCCCUCCUGCAAUAUCCUGGAUCAACACCAUCGCCUGUGCUUCCCUAAAUUUUAAGAUUCUUUUGUGUCUGAUGAAAAGAAAACUAAAAACUGUAUUGCUAUUUCGCUUCUCUUCCUAUUUACAUCGAGACACACAACACUUGCCAUAUCAUAUAAAAAAAUCAUGUGUAUUCCUUUAUAAACCCUUACAGCUGCAAAUUACUUCUGUAAUACUCAAAGAGCUUCAUUUAGGCUAUAAAGGAAGCAUUGUAUCAGAUCAUGGUCUAAUGAUUACGUUCAGUAGAACUUAAUGCUACAGGGGCCGUUACGCAGGGUAAUUCUGUUCGAAAUAUACAGAUGUUCGGAUAACACAGGUUGAAUACACAUAUAAUAUAAUAAUAUAUGCUGUGAAACAUGUAGCUGUUGUUCAUAGUAAGUUUCCUAUUAAAGUAAACUGGAUCUAGUUUAAAAUUAGGUUAAUACUAGUGAUAAUAGCAAAAGAGAGUUGAAAUACUUACAAAUAGGGUAUUUAAAUUAAUAUUGCAAUUAAUGUAUUUGCUAAUUAUGAUUGGUGUGCAAUUAAACUACAGAAAAUGACCACCAUUUAAACAAAUGAUUUUAUGCAAAUUGCAUGGUGACCUGAGAUCUAAUAAUAUUAUUCUUAGGGGUAAGAAGGGAAUGUUGGAAAUUUAUUUUAAUUAUUCUGUGUUUUGAUCGACUUAUUAUUCCUGUGCUACAGUGUGACAGAUUUAAACUUAAGUUGUUUAGUUUUUGUUCUAUGUUUGUAAUGAUGUAUGCAUCAAUUGUUUGACAUGUUUUUAGACAAGAUAUUGUUACUGUUGUGACGGCCUCAAUUUUUGACAAAGGUCCUUGGGCAGACGUUCAGUAUACUACAUAAUAAUUCCGAAGUGAUGUUGGACCCAGGAGUGAAGGUAAGGUUUAAUGCUACAGAUGUUAUGGUGAAUUCAAAUUGCAGACAUUUUGGUCAGAAGUUGAGUGUGCUAGUAGAAGGCUAGAAGUUCACUUGGCAGGAAUAAAAUUCCGGACAGUUUGGUUAGGAGCAUCACAAUGCUAGCUAGCGUUCUUCUGUUGUUGCAAUGCAGACUGGAAAUGGGGGAAAUAUAUGAGGAAAGAUAGAGGCUCACAGGAGCAAUCUGGGAGCAUUGUUUUACACGAAGACAAGCUUAAACUUCUGUUUUGUGCAAGAUGGGCAUAUAAUCCUGGGUAGGAUUAGCUAGACGGGCGUGUGGGAAUUCAGCUCUGAUCAGAAGAGAGUGUGAAUAUUUGUGCAAUGUAGUGGACUAGAGUCGUAAGUAUAAAUAGAUCAUCAUAAUGUGAAACAAUUGGUAAAUUUUUGCACCCUUUGUGUUAUAACUUGACAUUGCAAAAUUACAAACAAGAAAUAUGUCGAUCAUACACAACUAGACUUAAAACUGCUUAUUUAGUGAGAUUAGGUCAAGAGAUUUUUGUGUUAAAAUGUUUUUCGUAAGAUUUCAAAUAGAUGAUGUUGGAUCUGUUCUUGGAGAUCUUGACCUUACCUCGAGUGCCUUGCCUGUAUUAUGAUAUAUACUCUGGGAUCAACUUCCUAUUGGUACGAAAACGUCCUCCAGGAUAAUUACAUGUAUUCUUAUUACAAUGUUGUACAUGAGUUAAUCAUUCAGAAUCAUUAUUAUUUUUUCUGCCAUUGUAACUUUUGAAGUUUAUUGUACAUACAUACUGUUUCAUUAUGAAAAUAUUAUCUAAAUUUUAUAAUGUUAUGCAUAUUGGUGUUUCAUAUCCUAUACGAAUUAUGUUACAUACAUAUAUAUCAUACUCCUUGUAUACCAUUUGAAUCAGUUUACUUUCAUUUUACAUUUGUUAUGUACAAAGUUUACGUUCAAGAUUAUACUUGUAUACUUUAUUUUGUAUAUAGAAAUUUAUGUUCUCACUUGCACAAUAAGGAUACAACUUAGUUUUGCAUUUUUGAUCUAGAACAAUUCUUGCUCACAUUUCUUUCAAUUUUCUUUAUUAUUGAAGUUAUUCCUUUUUUUUCCUUAUUUAGAAGCUUCCGACAACAUUCUUGCAAGUUAUCCUAACACAUCCUUUCUUCCCUAGAUUUAUACUCUGUCUAUUUCUGACCAUACCUAAUUUCUUCUCUAAAUGUUUACGUUUUCGCUAUAACUUUCCAUUAUGAAUUUUCUUUCCCAAGUACCGGUGGAACCUGGCUAGUUCUGACUCAGUAACUAAACCAAAACGUUUUCUGUCAGAUUGACGACAUGAAGAUCCUUUAGUGAACAUACCUGUUUCAUUAAUAUAAAUAUUAUGCUAUUCAGAAACUUACAAGUUUCCACUGUACUUAAAUAAAAUCCUAAUAUAGCCGACAUGGUACUUUCUACAUCUUGCUUGAUGUGAUGUCUCUUCAUCUGUUAUUAUUUCAUGUCUAUCAGAAGAAUAGAUUUUAAUAUGAAAAACAUUACAAGAAAUUUGAGAUAAUUUUGUUGUAUCAUCAAUUAUUGUCUGUUACAGCAUGUAAUCUUGCCAUUAUAUAGGACUUAUUUUGAGAUCGUGUGCCUCCACUGCAGUUGCGAUUUCUAAUCAGGUAGAGAUCAACUUUACCUGUGGAGAAUUGGUGGUUGUAAAAAUUGUAUUAUGUGUAGUAUAAGGGUAUGGACAAGGCAACAGGGGACGGAUAAAUUGAUAAAAUGAUGAUAGGUCUGGUCCAUUUUUUACUGGUCCCUGUAGAUAUGGCUAUGUCUUUCAUGCUACCAUGUCAUGAACAUUGGUUAACAUUAAGAAACUAUUACUAUAGUUGAAGAAAUAUUCCUCAUGAUUUUUCGAUUACCCCAAUAAUGCUUUUAAAUGUGAAAACUUAUCAUAAGGAAGUUUCUUAAAUUAAGAAAUAUCCAAGUAAUUGGGGACUGGACAAGCAAUUGUUCGUUAAUAAAGAUUUCUAUAUGGUUUUAUAGAAAUUUUCAAUAACUGUUGUCAUUUCAAAUAUAUUUUUUUGGUACACAAAAUGUCAGAGAGAUGGAGCUAGGUCAAUGAUAAGUAGGAUAAAAUUUUGACUUCCACAACUUGAAUCCAGACUUUUGUUUAGAUGUACUACUCCAAAAAUGUUUGAGGUUAAUCAUGGUGAGAUCGACUUUUACAUGCAUGUCACAGUCGACAUAAUCAUAUCUGACCAGCGGUCACUUAUCUUCGGAAUAGAUGUUGUACCUGCAGAAUAAUUUGGUUUUGAUAACGAUAAUGUUAACAAUCAGACAUGCUAGUCUGGAACUAUAUGUGAACCAGCAAAUUUACUCUCUGUAGAUAACUAUAUAUUCUGCAUUGUUUACUAUUUACGUACGAGUGCUACUGGUGUACUUAAGGGAAAGAAGGUCCUUUGGAUUUUUCAGAGUACCUUUUAUAAUGUAAAUAAGACUAUCGGACCAAUAUUCGUUGAGAAAACAAAUGAUUUUCAGUUCCUGUUCCACGUGGCAGUGAAACUGGAACACUUCAUCACAUUCCAGAGAAGGGAUAUAAUUCAUAUUUUUUUUAUACCUAUAUCAAUUAUAUAUAGUUUUUAUAUGUAUACAUGAAAUAUAUAUAUAUACAUGUUUCCAUACUUGUUAAUAAUAUUGUCAAAUACUCAAAAUCACAGUAAAUAGAUUUUAUUUUUUUCAAAAACUAGUUAUUUUCAUGCAGAUGGAUUAUAUAAGAGAAACUCGGUACAGGUGCAAUAUAGUUUCCUAUGCCAUUUCAUCUAAUCAAAUUUUGUGGUACUAUCUACUUACAUGGAGACUUAUUUUGUAUGGCAAUAUGUAUAGAGAAAAUUCAAUUUCUUCAAUGAAAUUUUUCCAAAAGGACUUUUUGGUAUGCAUAAUGGGUUGAAUUGUUAAUGCAUUAUUUUUGCACUAGGAGAAAAAAAUGUAAUUCAUGCAUAAGUAAAUCGGCAGGAUCACAUCUUUCAUGAAUAUUGUAAUAGGCUGUAAAAAGUAAAAGGAAAAAUUGAAUAAAAAGGAUGUUGGUAUUGAUUUUCAGAUGAUCAUUUUCUUGCAUAUUAGUAUUAUAGAAAGUUUAGCAGCAGUGUUUCAAAAAACUGCAAAAAUAAAACAACCACUAAAAUUACCCACUGUACAGUAUUACAAAUUACUUGCAUGAACUUGUUAUCCGAGAUAAAAAGUUCAGUUGACGAAAUUUUCAUGGAUGAAAUAUUGAUAUGCUGUAUAAAUUGCAUCAGUUUGAUUUUUGCUGUACUUGUUUAAUAUAUCAAGAACAAAGAAACUGCAUUUUGUCUGGACUGUUUGCUAAAUUGUUGUCAUUCAUUCUCUGUAAGUACAUAAAUUAAAAUACUUUGAACUAUAACAUUUA